This is a messenger RNA of Vigna umbellata (rice bean), 888 nucleotides long. The record is from RefSeq and is a predicted model, not a curated record. NCBI's taxonomy places the organism in Eukaryota, Viridiplantae, Streptophyta, Magnoliopsida, Fabales, Fabaceae.
GGAGGGUUAUGAAUAAAAUAUUUGGCAAUUAUGGUUGAGUAUAUUAAUCAUUGGAAUUCAUCUGUAUAUUGUCAAGUUUAAAAAGUUAAAGCAGUAUGUAUAUUUUCAGCCUAGUUAUUUUAAUUUGCUGGAUGUUAUGAUCUUUUUGUACGGUGUAUAUUUUUAGGUUGUAUGUGCUUUUUCAAACUUUACACUGUUGUCAAGUUUAUCUCUGAUCAUUUCAUGGUAUCCAAUACCCAUGGUUAACUUACCAUUACUCCGAAUACUGAUUGCAGUUUGACCUGACAUAUAAAUGAUUUUAUUCUACAGAUAUAGAGCAGUCACAAGUGCAUACUACAGGGGUGCUGUCGGGGCAAUGCUGGUUUAUGACAUCACAAAACGUCAAAGCUUCGAUCACAUACCUCGCUGGUUAGAAGAACUGCGUAACCAUGCUGAUAAGAAUAUAGUCAUUAUUCUUAUAGGAAACAAAAGUGAUCUGGAGAACCAGCGUCAAGUACCCACAGACGAUGCAAAAGAAUUUGCCGAGAAAGAAGGCUUAUUUUUCUUGGAGACUUCAGCGCUGGAAUCGACUAACGUUGAAACAGCCUUCAUGACAGUUUUGACAGAAAUAUUCAACAUUGUUAACAAGAAGAACCUAGCGGCUGGUGAUAAUCAGGGAAAUGGCAACUCAGCAUCACUGUCUGGUAAGAAAAUUAUUGUCCCUGGUCCUGCUCAAGAAAUCCCCAAGGGGAACAUGUGUUGUCAGUAAUCCUGAAUUUAUUUAUAAUUUGUUUAAAUUUUCUAGAUUUCAUGGUUGUGUUCCUAUCACCAAUUUUUAUUAGUCUGGUGCAUUUUAUUUUGUAUAUUUUUACAUUAUUUAAAAUUUAUUUUGCAUGAGUAGCUCAUUAA